Messenger RNA from Entrophospora candida, 303 nucleotides. NCBI's taxonomy places the organism in Eukaryota, Fungi, Glomeromycota, Glomeromycetes, Entrophosporales, Entrophosporaceae. The record is from the annotation of a GenBank genome assembly.
AUGACAGCAAAAUUUAAAGAAUUAACUAAACGAUAUGGCACAUCAGCCUUGGCUGUUUAUUUUAUUAUUUCAACAAUUGAUUUAGGCACUACAUUUAUAUUGAUUCAAUCAGGUGGAGCUGAAAGAGUUGUUAGUAAUACUUCUUCAAGACCAACAAUGCCUUCUUGGACAAGUACUUUGGUUAUAGCAUAUGGUAUUCAUAAACUUUUACUUCCACUUAGAUUAGGUUUAACUGCAGCAAUAACCCCAUCUGUUGUCAAGAAAUUAAGAAACAUGGGUUGGAAUCUUGGUAAAUCAAUUUGA